Molecule: messenger RNA, 231 nt
Organism: Prorocentrum cordatum
Lineage: Eukaryota; Dinophyceae; Prorocentrales; Prorocentraceae
Source: the annotation of a GenBank genome assembly
CUUUUGGACGCGUGCUUGGCGUCAUUGCCCCUGGUAGGCUUGCCACUCAUUCUCUCCUUCGCAUGGUGUUCCCCCACUGGCACCGCCGCUGCGUUUCCUAGCUGGGGGCAGGUAAGACCACAGUGCCAUCUUGGCGGACUGUACUAUCACUGUGGUGUUGGUUGCCCCGACGUCUCUUCGCCUAGGGCGACCUUUUUCUCACUUUUGCCGUGGCGCAGCAAGCUCGCGUAG